UGAGGUUAUGUCACUUUGUUUAGCGUCAUACAGUGAUAAAUCGUGAUCGGUGAUCCGCGAUAACAUUUAUUAAUUUAAGACCGACACUCUUCCUCUCUGUCUGCGCUUGAGAUUAUCUUGUUCGAGAUGGCCGAGAUUCCUCUGAGCUUAGGCGAGAAGACGUUUAUUCUCCACGGGAUAGACACCGGUUUCAGAAACGACGGACGGCAGAGAUACGAAUAUCGUUCCAUAGAGAUUGAAACCAGACUGAUGCCGCACGCACACGGAUCGGCACGAUUGAGAAUAGGCAACACGGACGUGUUGGUCGGCGUGAAAGUGGAGAUCGACACCCCGCACGCGGACAAACCCGAGGAAGGCAAACUUGACUUCUUCGUGGACUGCUCCGCCAAUGCCACACCAGCGUUUGAAGGCAAAGGAGGAGAAGACCUUGCAACCGAGAUAAGCAAUCUCCUGUCCUUGGCUUACCAAACAUCCGAAACCUUCGACCUGAGGCAGUUGUGCAUACUACCUCACAAGAAGUGUUGGAAAAUGUACGUGGACAUUUUGAUUCUACAAUGCGGCGGGAAUCUAUUCGACGCGGUAGGCGCCGCGGUGAAGGCUGCGUUGUACAACAGCGAGAUCCCGAGGGUAAUCGCGGCGACGCUCGACGGCGGUGAACCAGACAUUCAGCUGUCGGACGAUCUUUACGAUUGCGUCAAACUGGACGUGACGAAUUAUCCAAUAGUGAUAACGGUGUGCAAGAUCGGCGACAACUGCGUGGUGGAUCCAACGUCGGAGGAGGAAUCAUGCAGCACCGCCAGCCUCAUCAUGUCCGUGAUGCCGAAUGGCAAGAUGACGUCCGUAGUCAAGAUGGGAUACGCCAGUCUGCAGCCUACCACCUUAAUUAAGAUGCUAGAGGUGGGAAAGAGCGUCGCUCACAAGCUGAACCAAGCUCUCCUGAAAGGAUUGGCGGCGGAGGAUAAGCUCGGCCGAUCGCGGCAGAUAUGUGGCUUUCUUAGAUAAUAAGAAAGCGACGCUUUCUUCAUGAGGGCACUGAAAGUACAAAUAUAUUUUUGCAGACCCAAACUUUAAUCGUCUUUUGUCUGUCGGUAUCUCAUUUCAUAUAACUGUAUUCCUUUUUUUUUCUAAUAUUCAGUUAUUUUUUAUCAGUCUGAAUCCGCAUUCAGGAUUAUAGCGUGUUAUUGAACCUCUGAGUUUUAUGUCGCUUCUAAUAAUAUAAGCUACCUCUUUCCUGCAAUCCCUGUUUCUAAACGUUAAAUUUAAGAUUACACAUUGGUCAUGGGAAAUUCUCCACUGUAAAAAAUAUUAACAAAUCAGGGAAUUUCAAAAUUUAUUUUCCGUGGCGAUCCUGAUCUCUCUUCAGUCUGUUUCAUAGGGCAGCUCUUCGCGACCGUGAUGAAUAUCCCUCCAUGAAGUCAAUUUGCCGGUCGAUGAAGACGUAAGGGGGUGAAACGAGGUUGGGGAAGGGGGUGGGAAAGAAGUCGCACGAAGCUCGAGCUGUGAUAACGAAAUCGGUUUUUUCUUUUUCUUUAACGAUCCUUAAAGAGAGUGGCUAUUACAAUGAUUAUGUUGAAAGUGCUGAAAGUAGUGAAAGAUAUCUUUCUCUUUUUAGUUUAGUUAUAAAUAUUCUGUUCUUACAGUAUUUGUUCUUCCUCUUUCUUCCUGCCUUUCUUUCUUAUUAAUCUUUUUUUCUUUUUUUAACGGACCUUUCAUAGUUUGUACAGAGGUCCUAAGUAACUCUUACAAGAUAAUAGUUAGAAUCGUUUUCUAGCAUGUCAUGUAUGUAUAUAUGUAUGUAUAUAUGUGUGUGUGUAGUUACAAGAGUCCGUCAAUGUAUAUUAUUAUAUCUUAAUAUCGUCAUUGUCGGCCGAGACGACCGGAUGUCCGGUUUCGCCAGCGAUGACAUCGUCGAGCGACGAGUAGUAGUAGUAUUUUCUCUAUCUCUCUCUCUCUCUCCCUCUUUCUUUCCGCUUUCCUUUCUUUCUAUCUUUCUCUAUCUUUCGCGGCGUGGAAACGUGAUUUAACGCGCGCGCUUGAGGAUUCGGCAGAUCGCGUCUUCGCACGGCCACCGACGCGAGAUCGUUUUUUUUUUUUUUACGUGCAGCAGUCACUCUCGCAUUAUUAUAAAAUAACGUCGAUCCUCCUUGCGCUCGUCACAGCGACGUACGUCGCGAUUAAGUCGGACACACUGAUCGAUUGUAAGUAAACCAAGGAAAUCGUCGAUGUAAAGCAAGGUAUGUCUGAUCUGUCAAGCUCGCUGCGAAAGGAUCUGAAGCGAACAUGCAGGUGCGAGUGUGUGAUCGUUCCGUCAAAGAAGAACCGGAAGUUUCGUUUCCAUCGUUAACAUCGAUCAUCCAAUGUUCGGCUCUCGAAACGUCUGAAUUCCGUCUUACUCGCUCGGCAAUUUAGGAUAAAAAAAAAGGAUGCUCCCUGUUGAUUCUAGAAAUUUCACAUUCCGAAAAAGGGAUCGCGGCUGAUAUUUUUCGCGCGGGAACCGAAUGGAAUAACGGGAAUACAAAGAAGCUUUCGAUAAAUUACCGCGGUAGCUCUUGCUGACGAGAAACGAUACUUUCUUGAAAUCUCCUCUGCCGGGCGAGAGCACCUUUGUACUUUCGGGAAUACGAGAGUGGCCUCGCCAGGUAUCGACUUAAUCGCACCGUUCAUUAACGCUCGUUCCUCGACGUCGCGUUGCAAGCACAGCUUGCGCGCUAUAUCUUUGAUGGUAGAAACGGGCAUAAAUUGGUUUGAGGUUGUAAACAUAGUCUUUGUUACCCGCUCGUCGAUUACAAAUUGAGAACCUUAAGCUACGCUGAAGCGAGCCCGCGGACGGGCGUCACCGCGUCAACGACUGCAUUCGGGAAACACAACGGUCGAGCGAGCGAUCACUGGUCUAUUCCUUCGGAUUUACCGUGGAUCUGAAGGAAUAUCUCAAUCUAAAGCCGCUCAACGGUUGCGCAACCGUCGUAUCUUCUGAACGUACUCGGCGUCAGGAAGAACGGGGAAAACCGCAAUAACGUCGAAAUGACACAAAAAUGACGAGAAGUGAUCGAAAAGCAAGUUAUUACAGCCAUUUCUUCGUCAUUUUGACGUCAUCCUAAUUUUCUGUCCUACCUGGGAGACGUCAGCGCGUGCCGUUGACACGUUGGUGCCGUGCGGGAACAUGGAACGCGCGCGUCGUUUCGUCGGCUUCGAAACGAUGGGCGGGGGAUCGCGGAUCCAGGCACCGCGAUCUCCCUGGAGAAACGAGACGAACUCG
Dinoponera quadriceps is the source of this 3256-nucleotide messenger RNA. RefSeq names its product exosome complex component RRP42 (gene Rrp42). The record is from RefSeq and is a predicted model, not a curated record. NCBI's taxonomy places the organism in Eukaryota, Metazoa, Arthropoda, Insecta, Hymenoptera, Formicidae. Gene Ontology annotation, cellular component: cytoplasmic exosome (RNase complex); nuclear exosome (RNase complex). The coding region runs from base 127 to 1002 and encodes 291 amino acids. Gene Ontology annotation, biological process: nuclear polyadenylation-dependent rRNA catabolic process; TRAMP-dependent tRNA surveillance pathway; U4 snRNA 3'-end processing. The transcript has 6 exons.